Molecule: messenger RNA, 1068 nt
Organism: Lachancea dasiensis
Lineage: Eukaryota; Fungi; Ascomycota; Saccharomycetes; Saccharomycetales; Saccharomycetaceae
Source: the annotation of a GenBank genome assembly
AUGACCGUGUAUGAAUGUAGCGCUUCUAUGCGGAGUUUUUUAAAAGACCUUCCUAAGUGCGAACACCACUUGCAUUUGGAAGGAUCCUUGGAACCAGAUUUGUUGUAUCCGUUGGCUCAAAGGAACAAUAUUACGUUGCCUGAACAGUUUCCCAAAACUGUUCAAGAGCUGGAAGAACGCUACACGCGGUUUGAGGACUUGCAGGACUUUUUAAACUUCUACUACAUCGGGUGCGAGGUGCUUUUACAAGAAGAAGACUUCUUUGAUUUGGCGUGGGCGUAUUUCAAGCGUUCUGCUGCACAGGGUCUCAAACACGCAGAGGUCUUUUUCGACCCGCAAAGUCAUACGUCUCGCGGGGUGGCCAUUGAAACAGUGGUGAGUGGAUUCCAGAAGGCGUGCGUCAAGGCACUACAGGAGCUACACAUAUCCUCCAAGCUUAUCAUGUGCCUCCUGCGUCACACUCCUAUCGAGGAGUGUAAAGCUACUUUGGAGAGCUCGCGUGUGUUGUUCGAGACCGGCCAAUUGCACGCAUUGGGUCUGGAUUCCGCAGAAAAGCCUUUCCCCCCGGAACUGUUCACAGAAUGCUAUGCAACUGCAAAGGAGUUUCAUCCAGAUGUUAAGCUCACGGCACAUGCCGGUGAAGAGGGCGACUCCACGUACGUGGAAAAUGCACUGGAUUUGCUAAACGUCACCCGUAUCGACCACGGUGUGAACUCGGCUCAGGACCCAGAGCUCAUGGCCCGUUUGGCGCGUGAAAACAUCAUGCUCACCAUGUGCCCGCUGUCCAAUGUCAAAUUGCAGGUUGUGAAAGAUGUAAGCGAAUUGCCGUUCGACAAAUUUCUAGACGCUGGUAUUUCAUUCUCGUUGAACUCCGACGAUCCUGCUUAUUUUGGGGGCUACAUCCUGGACAACUACGUGGCCGUGCAGACCCGCUUUAACUGGGAUAUGCAGACGUGGAAGAAGGUUGUAAAGCAGACUAUCGAGGGCUCCUGGUGUGAUGCAAAGCGCAAGAACGAGCUGCACCUGCUACUUGACGCUGUAAUGGAGAAAUACGGGAACACAUUGUGA